GUUGACAGGUUAGUGUGGGUUCUUGUGAUUUUUUCAUCGGCGGUCAUCCGCUGAUUUUGUUGUAUUUUUAACGUGAAGAUUGAGAUUUGUGGUCGAGAUGGUGCAGCGGCUAGUGUUUAGACGACGUUUGUCGUACAAUACCAAGUCAAAUAGGCGGCACAUUGUUCGCACUCCAGGCGGCAGACUGGUAUACCAAUACCUGAAGAAACCCAAGAAGAUCCCCAGGUGCGGACAAUGCAAAGAUAAACUAAGGGGCAUCCUUCCAGCGCGCCCUCAGGAGCGUUCCCGCCUCUGCAGACGCAAGAAGACCGUCAAGCGCGCUUACGGUGGCGUCCUGUGCCACAAGUGCGUCAAAGAAAAGAUCGUCCGAGCUUUCCUCAUCGAGGAACAAAAGAUCGUCGUUAAGGUUUUGAAAGCCCAACAGGCCGUUAAAACCAAGAAAUAGGACAAGUUAAUAAAUGUGUAAUUUGUA
Messenger RNA from Zophobas morio, 472 nucleotides. Its product is annotated as large ribosomal subunit protein eL34-like. Gene Ontology annotation, molecular function: structural constituent of ribosome. Bases 98 to 445 code for a protein of 115 amino acids. Lineage: Eukaryota; Metazoa; Arthropoda; Insecta; Coleoptera; Tenebrionidae. Gene Ontology annotation, biological process: translation. The record is from RefSeq and is a predicted model, not a curated record. Gene Ontology annotation, cellular component: cytosolic large ribosomal subunit; ribosome. The transcript has 3 exons.